AAAACAAUUUAAUUUUUGUUUACGGAAAACAUUUCUAUACUAAACAUCAAAAUGGCAGAUGCCGAUAAACUCAACAUAGAUAGCGUCAUAGCAAGACUUCUUGAAGUCAGGGGAUCCAAGCCCGGCAAAAAUGUACAACUCACCGAUAACGAAAUUCGAAGUUUGUGUUUGAAAUCAAGAGAAAUAUUUCUCAGUCAACCUAUUUUACUAGAACUCGAGGCACCUCUAAAAGUUUGUGGAGAUAUCCAUGGUCAAUACUAUGAUUUGUUGAGAUUAUUCGAGUAUGGAGGAUUCCCACCCGAAAGCAACUAUCUAUUCCUUGGGGACUAUGUCGACAGAGGCAAGCAAUCUCUUGAAACAAUUUGUCUCCUCCUAGCAUACAAAAUCAAGUACCCAGAAAAUUUUUUCCUGCUUAGAGGCAAUCAUGAAUGUGCCAGCAUCAACAGGAUUUAUGGUUUCUAUGACGAAUGCAAAAGGCGUUACAACAUAAAACUCUGGAAGACAUUCACAGACUGUUUCAACUGUUUACCCAUUGCAGCAAUCAUUGACGAAAAGAUUUUCUGCUGUCAUGGAGGAUUGAGUCCGGACUUGCAAUCCAUGGAGCAGAUCAGACGAAUUAUGAGACCAACAGAUGUUCCCGAUCAGGGUUUGCUUUGUGACCUUUUAUGGUCUGAUCCAGAUAAGGAAGUGUUAGGCUGGGGUGAAAAUGAUCGUGGUGUGUCCUUCACCUUUGGGGCAGAGGUCGUUGCAAAAUUCCUUCACAAACAUGAUUUGGAUUUGAUAUGCAGGGCACAUCAGGUCGUAGAGGAUGGUUAUGAAUUUUUCGCAAAGCGCCAACUAGUGACGUUAUUUUCAGCACCGAACUACUGUGGUGAGUUUGAUAAUGCUGGGGCAAUGAUGAGUGUUGACGAGACUCUCAUGUGCUCAUUUCAGAUUUUGAAGCCAGCAGACAAAAAGAAAUUUCCAUAUGCUGGAGUUCAAGGGUCGCGACCUGUCACCCCACCUAAAGGCACACAAGCUAAGGGCAAGGGCAAAAUGUAG
Messenger RNA from Helobdella robusta, 1041 nucleotides. RefSeq lists its product as hypothetical. The transcript is spliced from 8 exons. Gene Ontology annotation, cellular component: cytoplasm; nucleus. Lineage: Eukaryota; Metazoa; Annelida; Clitellata; Rhynchobdellida; Glossiphoniidae. Gene Ontology annotation, molecular function: protein serine/threonine phosphatase activity. The record is from RefSeq and is a predicted model, not a curated record. The coding region runs from base 52 to 1041 and encodes 329 amino acids.